GUUUCUCCCGCUCCGACUGUACUAUAAGUGCACGGACAGUUUAUGAGCCCCACUCAAAGCGAGAGGAACCGCACACGAGGAGCGGGAUGGCGAGGAGAUUACUCUCACACCUCCGCCUCCUGCUCGCGGGGCUCCUUCUGACCGUCCAGGCGAACCGAAGGGUGGCUUCGGCGGACGAGGACCGGGACCAGGAAAGCGACGCGGAGACGCCGUGCGAAGUGAAAACCGUCACCGUGUCGACGCUGCCUGUGCUCCGGGAGAACGAGUUCAGCUUCACCGGCGGCGCCUCGGGGAUCGUGGCCGGUGACGGGGGUGCUGCUGCCGGAGCAGGUGCUGCUGGUGGAACUGGAGGAGGAGGAGGAGGAGGAACAGGAGGAGGUGGGGAAUCGCGACUCCUGUUAUUCGUUAGAACAGACCUACCUGGGCGAAUUUCCGUCAUGGAUGAUCUUGACAACACUGCGCUCCCUUACUUCACACUCGAGAUGUCCGGAACAGGCGAGGACAUUUCCCAGGUCCACUGGAAGCAGCAGUGGCUCGAAAAUGGAACCCUGUACUUCCAUGUGUCGAUGACAGAAUCGGAAAUUCCUCCUCAGACGACACAGCCGUCAGCCCGGGAACCUGCGCACGCUCUUCAUGAACACAUGCACCUGCUCCACAUAUCUGUCAUGGGAGGCCUCAUUGCCCUGCUGCUUCUGAUCCUGCUUUUCACGCUGGUCCUGUACACCCGACAUCGAUGGUGCAAGCGUCGGCGAAUUCCGCAGAAAAGUGCCAGCACAGAGGCCACGCAUGAGAUUCAUUACAUUCCCUCCGUUCUGCUGGGGCCUCAAGGUCGCGACAGCUACCGGGGUUCUCGGGGGACGCACCAGCACGGCAGCUCCGUCAUUGGUAUGCCCAUCCGCGAAACCCCCAUUCUGGAUGAUUAUGACUGCGAUGACGAUGACCCCGUGGGACACUCGCUUAACUCCACACCAAACCAGCACCACAUCAAGCUGAACGAUGGAAACGCUCCGGAGGGAUACGGCGUUGGCAUCGGGGGCCACUCAGACAUCAUGUGCAAUGAAGAUGAUCUCGAUUUCGAAAAACAAGGUUUUGACCCUAAUGAAGAGGCGGUGGAGGAUCUGAUGCAGAGAUUCCAGGAUGGUUUUCUGGUUCCGAACACGCCGGCAGACCUUUCUCACUACCAGCACGUCAUGCACAGCUCCUCUACCGGCCGCCGGAGGGUCCCGAGUCGCAGCAGAGCAGUUGAAGGUGUGUUCGGUCCUCAAGGCGAAUCAGGAUCGGAGCCUGAAGAUGACGGCCAGAUGAAGUUUUACACCGAGCAGCACAGAGGACGACGGCGCAGCAAAGGCCACCCACACAGCCCUCUCAAUAAGGUCACCCUGACGUUGAUUACCAUCAGCACGUGUGUCGUCGCCAUCGUCUACGCCACGCAGGACUCCUGCCCCCUCACCGUCAAGGUCACGCUCCAUGUGCCAGAGCAUUUCGUCGCAGAUGGAAGCAGUUUCGUUGUGGCGAUGGGAAGUUUCCUGGAUGUUUCCAAUUGGCUGAACCCGGCAAAGCUCACGCUGUACUAUCAGACCAACUCAUCCACUCAGUGGGUCAGAGACUACUGCGGCCAAAGGACCACCGAGCCCUGUGAGCAGCUCUGCCACGAGGAAACAGGAGAGUGCAGCUGUCAUGACGGUUAUUCCCCUGAUCCCGUCCACACACACCUCUGUGUUCGCUCCGACUGGGGUCAAAACGAAGGUCCGUGGCCGUACGCUCACUUGGAGAAAGGCUAUGACCUAGUUACAGGAGAACAGGCCCCGGAGAGGAUUUUCAGAUCGCUGUACAGUUUGGGUCAAGGAUUGUGGCUGCCUGUCAGCAAGAGCUUCGUGGUGCCGCCUGUGGAACUGUCUAUAAAUCCCAUCGCCAGCUGUAAGACGGAUGUGCUGGUGACGGAAGACCCCGGGGAGGUCAGGGAGGAGGCAAUGAUGUCGACUUAUUUCGAGACUGUGGAAGACCUCCUGGCAUCUUUUGGACCAGUUCGUGACUGCUCAAAAGACAACGGCGGGUGCAAGAAGAACUUCAAAUGUGUGACCGACCGGCAAGUGGAGUCCUCCGGCUGCAUGUGUCCUGAUGGGCUGCGGCCAAUGAAGGACGGCUCGGGUUGCUAUGACUACUCCCAGGGCAUUGACUGCACCGACGGCUUUAACGGUGGAUGUGAACAGCUGUGUCUGCAGCAGCUUGUGCCCCUUGAACAUGACCCGAGUUCCAGCAACGUGCUCAUGUUUUGUGGGUGCGUGCAGGAGUACAAGCUGGCAGGAGACGGACGCUCCUGCCUUCUGCUGACAGACAACUGUGAGGGACCGAAAUGCCCACGGCAGGGUGUUCACUUCAAUGACACGCUGUUUGGUGAAAUGCUGCAUGGAUACAACAACAAAAGCCAGCAGGUCAACUUGGGACAAAUAUUUCAAAUGACCUUCAGGGACAACAACUUCAUCAAGGACUUUCCCCAGUUGGCUGACGGUCUCAUGGUCAUUCCCCUGCCAGUGGAGGAGCAAUGUCGAGGAGUGCUGUCCGAGCCGAUGCCAAAUCUGCAGCUUCUCGCAGGGGAGGCCCAAUUCAAUGAAGCAGCCGGCUACCCAAUGGUCCAGCAUUGGAGAGUGCGCAGCAACCUGUACAAAGUCAAACUCAGUUCCAUCACGUUGUCCACAGGUUUUUCUAAGGUGUUGAAGACCCUGUCGGGGGAGAGCACACGUCAGGAGUUGCUGGCUUUUCUCCAACAAUACGGCAGUCAUUAUGUCUCGGAGGCACUUUACGGCUCUGAGCUCACCUGCAGCAUCUACUUUCCCAGCAAGAAAUCCCAGCAGCAACUCUGGUUGCAGUAUCAGAAAGAGGCGACAGAACAAGGGAUUGGUGUCGGUGGAAGACGAGAGCUGAAGUCGGUUCCCUUCAUCAGCUAUCUAUCGGCGAUGCAAAAGAGCCAGCUGCUGUCGGACGACCUGGUCAGUGGCGUCGAGAUCCGCUGUGAGGAGAAGGGCAGCUGUCCACCUGGCUGCCACCUCUGCCAUAGAAGUCACGGCUCGAACAGUCGGAACGGAGAGCAGCCGUCGCCCACACCAGUUCUUCUGGAAGUCAGCCGAGUGGUACCUCUGUACAGUCUUGUCCAAGACAAUGUUACCAAAGAGGCCUUCAAGAGUGCUACAAUGAGCUCAUACUGGUGUGCUGGAAAGGGCGAUGUCAUUGAUAACUGGUGUCGCUGUGACCUGAGUGCCUUCAGCAAAGAUGGCCUGCCCAACUGCAGUCCCCUCAGGAAGCCGAUCUUGCACCUUGCUCCUUACCUGGAGCCCUCGAGCACAAUGGUGGCUCUGGAGUGGACGGAUGUGGAGCCUCUGAUUGGAUGCAAAGUUUCUGACUACAUCAUCCAGCAUAAACGAGUGGAGGAUCCCUCAGAGGCAGAGAUCUACACAGGUGAAAUUCUGAGUUUGGCGGAUGAUCUGUUCUCUGGCCUGAGUUCAUCGUGCGUCGUUGCCGGAAGAAGGAGUGGCGAACGCCCGCACUCGCUGCUGUAUUCGGUGGUCUUCAAGUGCCUGGAACCUGACAGUCUCUACAAGUUUACCCUCUAUGCAGUGGACAGCCGAGGAAGCCGCUCAGACUCAAGCUUCGUCUCAGUUCGGACAUCGUGCACGAUGGUGGAUGACAGCCGUGCUGAAGAAAUUGCUGACAAAGUGUACAAUUUGUACAAUGGCUACACGAGUGGCAAAGAGCAGCAGAUGGCCUACAACACGCUGAUGGAAGUUCCUCCGUCCCUGCUCUACAGAGUUCAGCAUCACUACAAUUCCCACUAUGAGAAAUUUGGAGACUUUAUUUGGAGGAGUGAGGACGAGCUGGGCCCCAGAAAGGCAAACCUGAUCCUGCGCCGGGUGGACCAGAUCAGCCAUUACUGUCGCUCCCUCCUACGCAGUACUCACAUCCAGAGCCGAACAGACACCAUGGCGUACGUUCACUGUCGGAGCGAGGAGAACCGAGGAACCAGCAACAGCAACACAUGGCGAGGAUCUUUACACGAGAGCCGCUCGAGUUGCAUGGAAAAGCUCAUCUCUGUGCAGCGCAACACGUACAGCAACACCAAACUGCGAUGAGUCCGGUUUUCAUCCGACGUCAGGUGGAUGCCAUUCUCCUCCAGAGCGAGCGGAGAAGCGGAAUCAACUUUUAUUGGAAUAAUUUUGAGCUGCCAGCUAUUGCACAUAUCAAUGACUGACUGCAGUGCAAACGUGUAAAAUAUCGUCUCAACCAGGAGUAAAUCUGGUUAAAAAGAAAAAGAAAAGUAUUUGAAUGUAUCAUCGUUGUUCCAUCUUUGGUGCUUCUAAGCUAGCGGGGCGGUGGGUGGGGUGCUGGAGGUGGGGGAAUCUUGAGUGUCAUAUAUUUGACUUUUGCUAUGUGCCAUUUGUUAAACAGGUUGUUUUCUUGUUCGUGUCUAAUCCAAUCAUUGCUGUUUCAAUCCUAAUGAGGAAAGAGUUGUGUGAUAACAAGCAACAAAUAAGCCUGUAGGAUUUAUGCAACUGACCUGUCAAUCAUCUAUAUGGUGAGUUAAAAAAUUAAAAAAAAAGAUUACAGGAACUUAACAUUAGGAGAGAUAGUUAUGUGCAUCAUAAAUCAUCGAACCCCUUUCUGUCGUUUUGAUUUUGGCGUUUCAUGGUUGUGUGUUCACCGUUGUUAUGCCUUCAUUUAUGUAAUAUUUUUGUGCGUAUAUUUGUAAAAUGUUUUCUAAUUCUGUCACAUGUGAAACCAAUUCACAAUUCCCUUUUCAAUAUUUUUUAAAUCUCAUCUUUUUCCUUAAAUGAAUUAUUGUCGCUACUCUUUUAUGCUACGUAAUGUCAUGAUUGUCACAAAACCAUUUUAUACACAUUGAGUUAUUUUAAAACUUUUUCAUUUUUUCAUGGUUCAUUUUUGUCAUUGCAGCGCUUAAAUUAUGAUCAUCUAUACUCACAUGUGAAUAUUAUGUGCCAUGAAAUUAAAUGGAGCCAGUUUUUACUCCUGACCCUGCUGACUUAAAGUUGCCAUGAACCCCGUGUUCUGUUUAUGUCCUUUCGAUGACUAUUUUGUCUGACGCAUAUUCGCUGACCAGUGUCAUUACCCUUGAAGCCAUGGGUGUUUGAUUUAUAUGACUAUUGACAAUGCCUUUUUUUGGAUAUUCUAAUCUCCUGUAAGAUAAAUUGUAAUAAUAAAUUAUUAUAUUGUACAUACAAUAUUGUAAAAAAAAAAAAGAUGUAUAUCUGUAAUGUGUCGCUUAAACUGUUUUUUUUUUUUC
This is a messenger RNA of Synchiropus splendidus (mandarinfish), 5293 nucleotides long. RefSeq names its product astrotactin-2-like. Gene Ontology annotation, molecular function: protein binding. The record is from RefSeq and is a predicted model, not a curated record. The transcript is spliced from 23 exons. NCBI's taxonomy places the organism in Eukaryota, Metazoa, Chordata, Actinopteri, Syngnathiformes, Callionymidae. Bases 87 to 4124 code for a protein of 1345 amino acids. Gene Ontology annotation, biological process: neuron migration; neuron cell-cell adhesion.